Labrus bergylta (ballan wrasse) is the source of this 3097-nucleotide messenger RNA. RefSeq names its product family with sequence similarity 83 member E (gene sack1e). Gene Ontology annotation, molecular function: protein kinase binding. The record is from RefSeq and is a predicted model, not a curated record. Lineage: Eukaryota; Metazoa; Chordata; Actinopteri; Labriformes; Labridae. Gene Ontology annotation, biological process: signal transduction.
UGUGAGACUAUUAGUAUUACUGGAGCCUGAGAGGUGAGUUGCUGCUGCCCAGGAGAAGUCUACCAGAAAGAAGCUGCAGCAGAACAUUAAACAGACUUGGGACUGAACUUCGGACAUUAAACACUCUUUAUUUGAGUAAGGAGCAGAGUUAAACUCAUCAUCAAGAUUGUCAGCAACAUCAAGAUAUCAAUAUUGUUGCUGUCUCUCAUAAGGAUGAAUGAAAGACUCACUUUAACCAGACUGAAGGGUGACAUGAGUUGGUGUGGAACAGUCUUGUUUUCACACUAUUGGAUCAAUCAGUUGUUGGACCUUUGAGAGAGCACUUAUUCCCAGAGACUUACCAGGGCUGCAGUCAUGUCAAACUCCCAGGAGCAGAGCCUGGAUGAGGAUGUGGUGUUCCUGCCGGUUGAUGAGUCUGCCCCAGAGUUCCUCCACUGUGAGAAGGAGCGUCAAGCAGUGGAGAGACUCAUAAGUGCAGGACCAGAGGCCUUCUACAGCGCCAUCGGCACGGAGCGCUCUGGCUGCUUCCUGUCAUCCGAAGAGGUCAGCCAGAUAACAACCUGGGCUCAGGACUAUCGCUUCAAUCCACCUCAGGUGCAAAGACUCGAGAAUGGAGAAGAAGGCGGUUCAGACAUGAAGGACUUCUGUUCAACGUACUUCCCUUCCCACUCGGACGUACCACUUCCAGACCUGGAGCUGGGCUGGCCUGAGAAAAGCCCCUGGGUUCCAAAGGGAAGUAUUACAGUCCACACCAAUCCUCCUGCUGAGGGAGAACCUCCUGUCAGAGAAGUCAUUAGACGGCACCUACAGAAAGCCAUUCAAGUGAUUGCCAUUGUGACAGACAGAUUGACAGAUGGGGCAAUAAUUGGGGAUUUACACAAUGCCGCCUCAAGAGGAGUCCCUGUUUACAUCAUCCUGAACCAAAGGUCCAUUCAGGAGAACUUCACGCUCAACAGGCUCCGUCAUCCGAACAUGCGGGUUCGUGUGCUUGGAGGGAAAACCUUCUGUUCAAGGGUAGGAAGAAUGGUGGUCGGGGAAAUGAAAGACAAGUUUCUCCUGGUGGAUUUAGAGACAGUGAUUCAUGGAAGCUGCAGCCUCACAUGGACUGACGCCCACCUGCACCGACAGCUCAUCACUGUCCUGCAAGGCCCAGUCACCGACUCAUUUGACAGAGAGUUCAGGAUCCUUUUUGCUGCUUCCCUUCCAGUUUCAGACACAUGGAGGGUUGCAGGAACUCACGUAGAUGUGGCCCAUCAGCUAAAAGACUUCUCACAUCACAGGUUUCAAAAACAGCUCUCUUGGGAGCGUGAGAUAACCAGCCCCCCUUCCCCACCUGCUGAUUCCCUCCUGGACUGGGAAGCCAUGGGGGUUAUUCAGAGAAACUCCUUCUACCCGGACAGCCCUUUUGAUCAACAUGAGGAAAUUUUGGUCGAGGAGAUAUCAAUGCAGAACAACAUGCUGUUUGCCAACACACCCAUUGUGGACAAUUUUACUAACAAUGGAGACCAAUCCAUGGAUAAGAAAAGAGUCAGUAAAAUCACCUCCCCAGUGACAAACAAUAUGCCUGAAAAGUCAUUAUCUUUCAGGGAUCCUGAUUAUUUUCACAGCAACACACAGCUCUCAAAAACAGACCUGAGAUCCCCAGAAAGAAUGAAAAGGGUGGAACGAGACAUAGAAAAAGGCCUUUCCAGGCAAUUCUCUGCAGAGAAGAACUCAAAUCCAUAUGACAAAACAAGACUUGAUGAUAAAGCAAAAGAGCCAGCACACAUAAUGGUGACACCUUCACCUUCUCAGAUAAGAGAGUGCUUAAGAAGGGAGUCCUUCUUGGAAGAAGAGAGGAGAGCAAACGAAAAAAGUUCCAAAGUGGAGAACACCCCAUCCUCCAGAAAACCUUUAAUACUGAGGGUGCCGCAGUCUGAGAGCUUCAGCUCACUCAGUGACAUUAUGAAGAGGAUUCAGCUUCAGGAGAGCUCUUCAGGUCGGCUCAGUAGAGGAUCGAAGGCCGCCGUGUCAGAGAUGAGCCGGUCCAUGAUGGAUCUGAGUGUACAUAACGCAGAUACAAAUCAUGAUGAGAGAGGAGUCCCGGUGCCUCGGUUCAAGGCCAGUUGCUUUGACCCGGGUCACAUAACACCAGCUUCCUCCCUGAUGAAGAACAGGAGCGAUGACUUGAAACCUUUAUUAUACAGGACUCCGACCAACUUUCUACCAAGACAGAGGCCUCGCAGCUCCAGUUAUGCCCUCAAUAUGGACUGGAGGAGGUCACUUGCAGAGAUGAAAAGUGAACAGGAAUGAGCAGCACAAGAAAUAAGAAGAUGAACUAUCAAUGAGUGCAACAUCGUCAACAUCUUUGUUAAGGAAAUGUGGCUGCCAGCGGUGGAUACUUAAGAACCUCCGAUGUGUAAUUUACACUGAUUAAGCCUAAAACAAACAGUGACAGUGACUCUAAAAAAACAUUGUUAAUAAUAGGAUGUGUUCUGGUUGUUGUGGUCUGUUGAUUUGAUGUCCCACUUAAUUUGCUGUUUCACUCUUGUUUCCAUGCUUUAUUUCACAAUGUAUUUAAAUGACUCAAAUUGUUUCUGUAAACGCUGCUCAUCAUAACUACCAAAAAAGUUUAAAAUAACUUGUUGUUAUUAUUUGUUUCAUAUAAAACCAACUUACACCUCUAAAAGAAUAAAAACAAGAAAGACAAGAUAGUGUACAUUAGAUUUGAGAUUGACACUCUUUUUUAUGUUGUUUACUUACAAAAUAACAUAUUGAGGAAUUUCUCCAAAAAUGUAAAAACAAGUGAUUGGUAUUUGUUGUUGCAUCAAAAAGAAGAAAUCAGUUGUGAAGGUAUAGGCCUACAUCAAAGACAAAUAGAUCAUGUCAUUUCUUUUUUUCUGGGAUUUUGGGAGCAUGAAGUUACCAUUUUAUGAUUUAAUGUGUUUUUUUUAAAUCCAACAAAAACCAAUAGGCUACUUUCAUGGAAGUGCAGCCUAUACUUUUACAUCACUGAUAAAUAAAUCUGUUCCCCAAAGAUAUUAAUUUGUGACACACUUGAAAUAGGGCUUCAAAUUUGAAAUGUAGGGGGGGCUAUUAACAAAAUCAUGAAUUUGAU